Molecule: messenger RNA, 1683 nt
Organism: Trypanosoma theileri
Lineage: Eukaryota; Euglenozoa; Kinetoplastea; Trypanosomatida; Trypanosomatidae
Exons: 1
Source: RefSeq, a predicted model, not a curated record
AUGAACACUAAAAAUGUUAACAAAAAUGUUAAAAACGAAAAAAAGGAUACCAUGCGUCAAGAAGGGAGGUCACAUAAAAUCUUCCCAGUAGCCUCAAGAGUAUUCUCACCACACCUAAUGCCAGAUUUGCUUCCAAAGGAUCAAGAAAACGAGGGAAGCAUAGAAAAUGUGCCCACCGCACAUUCAUUAGCAGGAUUGAAACCAUAUUCCUCUAUUGGGGCUGCAAGCGCCUCUGUGGCCCGCUCCCAUUCACUCUCUACUGGACGAUACAAAGAGGAUUUAUUAGACAAUAUCGAGGGCGAGUUAUGGUAUAUAACGCCAAACACAGGGCCUAGAAAACCCAACAGUAUAGGGGCAAAUUGGGUAACGUGCAACACUCGUCAUCUCAUGGUGUAUAGUAGUUGGGGUGAUCAAAGUCGCAUUAUCGAAGCUGUACACUUUGAUGCCAUACGUAUUCUCUUCAGUUUCUCCCACGUACACAAACACAAGGAUAAGGCGGUACAAGUGCCAAUGACGGUGGUGUCACGUCAAGGGCAGGGUAAAGAAAGCAGUAUGUCUAAACGAAUGCAGAGCCAAACAGGAAACCAGAGCGUAGGUGUAAGCCGUCGCAGAGCUUCUCGGGGUUCCGUGCGUAGCUUUCACGCUCGUGGUGGAACGACUUUACCGCGAUAUUACUACUUUGGAAUCGAGUUCCGUGAAAGCAAUGACCCGGAUGACGAUGCUCAUGUUCGACGUCGUCGUGUAAUGGUUUUCGCAACAGACAUAAAAAGCGACCGUGACAUGUGGCUUCGGUUCUUCCAAGAGGUUCUAGCUGUAAAGAAGGUUUCUGUGUCGCGCAAAGUAAAUGCACGCAGUCUCUCUUCUACAUGGUUUGCUCCACAUUCUAGCCCAACCAAAAGUGCCAAGAAAGUAGUUUGCAGUGAAUCCGACGACGGAGAUGAUGAUGAUGAAGAUGAAGAUGAGGAAGAAGCAUCCACAAGACAGGCCUACGCCCCUCUAAAUUAUGGUGAAACUGCACGUUAUAUAGGAAGCUCAAUUGAUUUAGAUGUUGACAAUCACUCGACGUCUAGCCUCCGUUCUGUGUCGCAAGACAGAUAUAUUUUUGAAUAUGCAAACAUAUCUCCUCUACAAAAACAAGAGGAAGAUGAAGAACGUAGUCGUAAAGCAUGUAUUAUACAGGAGAAUUAUUAUCGAGUUUUAUUACGAGCAAUCAAAGAUAUUCAUUUAUCCACACAUACGAGUCCUCAGCAAACUUGCUCACAAUUGGAAAGCGAAACGGAUCAGGAUGAGUUAAUACAGUCCACUAACGCCACAGACAAUGACAUUUUCCUACAAACAAAAGAAUACCUAGAGCCACUCCAAGAACUCAUACAAACGCUACAAAACAAUGUAGAAACAAAAGUGAAUAUAAUUAGCUCUCUCAGGGAAGAGUACCAGCGUCACCCUUUCCAUCUAACAUUACUGAAGAAUGAAACAGAAACGCCAGAUAUGGAAAGUAAGACAUUACAAAUAGUCAAUCUACACGAAUACGAAAAACAAGAACAGGAGGAAAUAUCUAGGCUUCGAAACACCAACGUGAUGCUCUUAGAACAAUUAGACACUACUACUAGCACUAUCACAGACUUACAAAACAAACUAAGAGCAAGUGAACAACACGCAGAGCGACGCCAGAUUGAAGUGGAG